AUGGUCUCGGAGUGCCACCGCAGUGGCCAUGAAUAUCUCCACUGCUCUCCCACAGGUGGCCAGGCCGAGGUGCACCUGUCUGUGCCCCCCCUGGUGGAGGUGAUGCGAGGGGAGCCUGUCACCCUGGAUUGCACUCCCUUGGGAGCCCACGACCAUUAUGUGCUGGAAUGGUUUAUUACCGACCGCUCCGGGGCCCGCCGCCGCCUGGCCUCGGCCGAGCUGCAGGGCUCUGAGCUCCAGGGCACCGUGCACGACUCCCGGGGCCGCAGUCCCCCGUACCAGCUGGACUCCCGGGGACGCCUGGUGCUGGCGGAGGCCCAGGUGGGCGAUGAGCGGGACUAUGUAUGCGUGGUGAGGGCUGGGGCUGCAGGCACCGCCGAGGCCACCGCGCGGCUCAGUGUGUUUGCAAAGCCAGAGGCCACUGAGGUGUCCCCCAACAGAGGGACACUGUCUGUGAUGGAAGACUCUGCCCAGCAGAUCGCCACCUGCAACAGCCAGAACGGGAACCCGGCCCCCCAGAUCACGUGGUAUCGGGACGGGCAGCGCCUGGAGGUGCCCAUGGAGGUGAACUCAGAGGGCUACAUGACCAGCCGCACCGUCCGGGAGACCUCAGGCCUGCUGUCUCUGAGCAGCACCCUCUACCUGCGACUCCACAAGGCCGACCGCGACGCCAGCUUCCACUGUGCCGCCCACUACAGCCUGCCCUCGGGCCACCACGGCCGCCUGGAGAGCCCCGCCUUCCGCCUCACCCUGCACUAUCCCACGGAGCACGUGCAGUUCUGGGUGGGCAGCCCGUCCACCGCGGCCGGCUGGGUGCGCGAGGGCGACUCUGUCCAGCUGCUCUGCCGGGGGGAUGGCAGCCCCAGCCCAGAGUACACCUUCUUCCGCCUUCAGGACAAGCAGGAGGAAGUGCUGAAUAUAAACCUUGAGGGGAACUUGACCCUGGUCGGGGUGCACCGGGGCCAGAGCGGAACGUACGGCUGCAGAGUGGAAGACUACGACGCGUCCGAGGACGCACAACUCUCCCAGACCCUGGAGCUGCACGUGGCCUACCUGGACCCCCUCGAGCUCAGCGCCAGGGAGGAGCUUUCCUUGCCCCUGAAAAGCAGCACAGCCGUGAACUGCUCCGUGCGAGGCCUGCCCAGCCCCGCCCUGCGCUGGACCAAGGACUCGGUGCCCCUGGGGGACGGCCCCACGCUCUCCCUCAGCUCCGUCACCUUCGAUUCCGCCGGCACCUACACGUGCGAGGCCUUCAUGCCCACCGUGCCCCUCCUCAGUCGCACGCGGAGCUUCGAGCUGCUGGUCCAAGGGUCACCGGAGUUAAAGGCAGAGGAGACCGAGCCCGAGGCAGAGAGCAGCUGGAGGGAAGGAGACGAAGCCACGCUGAUCUGCUCUGCCCGCGGCUACCCGGAGCCCAAACUCACCUGGAGCCAGCCGGGCAGCAGCUCAGCAGAGCCGGUGCCCGGGAGGCAGGGCUGGGUGAGCAGCUCCCUGACCCUGAAAGUGACCAGUGCCCUGAGCCAGGACGGCGUCUCCUGUGAGGCCUCCAACCCCCACGGGAGCACCCGGCACGUCUUCCACUUCGGCACCGUGGCCCCCCAGAUCCCCCAGGCUGGAGUGGCUGUCAUGGCGGUGGCGGUCAGCGUGGGCCUCCUGCUGCUCGUCGUCGCUGCCUUCUAUUGCAUGAGGCGCAAGGGACGCCCUGGCUGCUGCCGGCGCGGGGAGAAGGGGGCUCCGCCACCUGGGGAGCCAGAGCGGAGCCACUCAGGGUCAGAGCGGCCAGAGCAGACGGGCCUUCUCAUGGGAGGGGCCUCUGGAGGAGCCAGGGGUGGUAGCGGGGGCUUGGGAGACGAGUGCUGAGCACAAGGACCUCCUAGAGGCGGUCACUGGACGCGGAGUUGCAGGCAUCAGACGAGCCGCCCUGCUCACGCCGGCCGCCCCCGCCUUCCCUCUCCCCUCUCCCUGCUCCGGCCCUCCCUUCCUUCCUCUGCUGGCCAGGCAGGGACCCACAGUGGGAGGGAAAGAGGGAGGGGACCUUCCUCCAGGGAGUGUGACUCUCCCAGGCCCCAGAAUAGCUCCUGGACCCACGCCCAGGGCCUGGCCUGGGACGAGGUUCGAGGGUCCGCUGGCCGGGGCUAUUUUUACCUCCUGCCUCCCUUGCCGGUCCCCCCACCUGACGUCCUGCUGCAUAGUCUGACACUGGAUCCCGCCCCCCAUCAUCUGCGGACACUGGAGUCUGGAAUAAAUGCUCUCUGUCACAUUGACACCA
Molecule: messenger RNA, 2269 nt
Organism: Propithecus coquereli (Coquerel's sifaka)
Lineage: Eukaryota; Metazoa; Chordata; Mammalia; Primates; Indriidae
Gene: BCAM
Product: basal cell adhesion molecule (Lutheran blood group)
Exons: 15
Coding region: 1-1860 (619 amino acids)
Cellular component (GO): plasma membrane
Source: RefSeq, a predicted model, not a curated record